Molecule: messenger RNA, 867 nt
Organism: Durio zibethinus
Lineage: Eukaryota; Viridiplantae; Streptophyta; Magnoliopsida; Malvales; Malvaceae
Source: RefSeq, a predicted model, not a curated record
AUGGCGAGUACAUGGAAAAAGCUGAAGAAAUCUCUGAUUCGGAAGAUCUCUACCCACCAACGCCACUCCUCCUCCGGCUCCUCCAGUUUCUCGGCCAACAGCAUUGCCUCUUCGCCUUCUCCUUCCUCUGCCUCUCGCUCUUCCUCUCUCCUCUCGUACAGCUUCAGCUUCCGAUCUUCUAAGGAUACCUUUGCUGAGAUUGCCUCUGUUAUUUUCUGUCAAUUUAGAGGUGACCAACUUGUGAAAAAUGGAAGCUUUAGUGUUCUUCUGUGGUUGAAGAUUUGUGCAAUUUGCUUGGGAAGCUUGAAAAAGGGAGAAGGCCAGGCAAUCUUCACGGCCGAGUGCUGUCAUCCUUUCCAUUUCAAUUGUAUUGCUACCAACGUCAAACAUGGAAAUCUCAUUUGCCCCAUUUGCCGCUCUGAAUGGAAAGACAUCCCUUUCCAAGCACCUGAAAAUGAUACUGAUUCCCGGCGUCAUAACAGCAUUGGCCAAGCCUGGUUGGAAAAUGACCACUUUUCUGACGAUGAAUCUCUUCCAACCAUCCAUGCAGGUCCCGCGUCAUCCAAUCGUCUUCAAACCAUAACCAUCAAAGCAUUGCCAGAGUUUCCUGCUGUCUUAGCUUUAGAUGCUGUUUCAAAGUUUGCUAUUCUUGUUGGCAUCCGUUCUCCAUCUUUUCAUGUUGAUGUUCGACAAUUUCAUCGUGCACCCAUAGAUUUAGUUGCUGUGCUUGACGUUAGUGGCAGCAUGGCUGGCAAGCCUGCCCUUCUUCAGCGUGCCGUUUGCUUCAUCAUACAAAACAUGGGCCCUUCAGAUCGGUUAUCCGUAGUUACUUUCUCAUUAUCAGCUAGAAGAAUUUUGCCAUUGUAA